GGGAAAGAGAGAGGGAGGAGAAGAGGGGCGGGAAAGGUCUGGAUCCUCGUUGCAAAAAGAGGGUGACGCGUUUUUUUACUCUUCUGGCGAUUGCUGCCUUUCCCUGGAUUCAGCGGUUCUCCGGGAGGAUUUUCAGGUAGCCUGAGUCCAGAGUAAUUUAGACGGCAACCUUGAGAAGGAACCUGCCUACUAUUAUCAGUCAUCUCUACAUUGAGUCUGAAAGAUGGCUCCACCAGUUGAACAUACAUAUAAUUCUGUGGAGUCACUCUCAUCACAUCCUCCUCUUAAUGAAAGGAUACUUUCAUCCAUGUCAAGGAGGGCCGUCGCAGCACACCCUUGGCAUGACCUUGAGAUAGGACCUGGAGCUCCUUCGGUUUUCAAUUGUGUUGUUGAAAUAGGGAAAGGGAGCAAGGUGAAAUAUGAGUUGGAUAAAAAAACUGGGCUCAUAAAGGUAGACCGUAUAUUAUACUCAUCAGUCGUGUAUCCUCACAACUAUGGUUUCAUCCCUCGGACGCUUUGUGAGGACAAUGAUCCCAUGGAUGUCUUGGUCCUGAUGCAGGAACCAGUACUUCCAGGAUGUUUUCUCCGGGCAAAAGCUAUAGGUCUCAUGCCUAUGAUUGAUCAGGGAGAAAAAGAUGACAAAAUAAUUGCAGUAUGUGCGGAUGAUCCCGAGUAUCGGCACUACACAGAUAUCAAGGAGCUUCCACCACAUCGCUUGGCUGAAAUCAGACGCUUUUUUGAAGACUACAAGAAGAACGAGAAUAAAGAAGUUGCUGUUGAUGAGUUCCUCCCUUCUUCUACUGCCUAUGAAGCCAUUCAACAUUCCAUGGAUCUGUAUGCCAGCUAUAUUGUGGAGACCUUGAGGAGAUAGGGUUUGCUGCAGUCUUCAAGGGAAAAAGUUACAAGUUUGACAAACAAUUUACACCAGUGUUUCAGAAUUUUCAGCCUCGUUUGUUUACUUUCUUGAUAUUUGAAAAUUGUUAUUCCAAUGCAUGUAAAUAUAUCAUCUCCUUGAUGAAUGUCUUUGCAUGACUUUUGAUAUAAAUACAAAUGAAAACUUUAUGCUUGUCACCAAGAACAGACAUAUAUACAGGCUUUGCCUUUGUCAUUUUUUC
This is a messenger RNA of Amborella trichopoda, 1115 nucleotides long. Its product is annotated as soluble inorganic pyrophosphatase 4. NCBI's taxonomy places the organism in Eukaryota, Viridiplantae, Streptophyta, Magnoliopsida, Amborellales, Amborellaceae. Gene Ontology annotation, biological process: phosphate-containing compound metabolic process. The record is from RefSeq and is a predicted model, not a curated record. Gene Ontology annotation, molecular function: magnesium ion binding; inorganic diphosphate phosphatase activity. Gene Ontology annotation, cellular component: cytoplasm.